This is a messenger RNA of Cyclocybe aegerita, 1014 nucleotides long. Lineage: Eukaryota; Fungi; Basidiomycota; Agaricomycetes; Agaricales; Hemipholiotaceae. The record is from the annotation of a GenBank genome assembly.
AUGUCGCCUGUCGCUCUUUCCAAGUCCCUCAUCGCCCUCGCCCUCGCCUUGUCGUCUGCCUCGUUGGCAACGGCCCAAGUAACGGGCACCUUCCCCCCGGUACCUCUGGCCUCCAAGCAUUUCGACUACCCAUCUGGAAUUCCUUAUAAAGUCGACACCGACGUCGGUCUUGUCCGUGGCACUCAGCUCGGAUACAAUAUCUGCAACUCGACCACCGAAAACCAGGACUCCCUCUGCCAAACAUCGUUCUUCGACGCCCUUGAUGACUUCUGCCUGUGGGCCCCUAGUGUCCCAGGAAAGACCGUUGGUGAUAUCGAGGGUGAGAUGAUCGCCUGGUGCACCAAGCCCGGCCACGGUACCCGCCUCAUCCCUGCUGGUGCCCUCACUGGUGUCCAGUUCCUCAAGACCCCAGACUAUAUCCAGGCUGUCGGUUUUAUUGACCAAACCCUCAUCAACAUGGUCGCGGGUGACUUCGGUGGCGAGAUGGACCCCCAUGGUGCUGAUCUUCGCGGUAACCCCAUGGGAGGCAUCAUGUUCUCCAGCUCGUUCGGUGGCGGUGUCAAGCAAGUCAUCGAAUGGACCAACUUUAUGGGUGGUAACGCUUUCUGCUUGAAAGCUUGCGAUCCCGCAGGUGCCAACGCUGCCCACUACUGCGAGCACAUCUACGAUCGCAUCGGCUGCUCUUUCAACGCCCCGAACGCAGCCCAGGACAAGGUCUUCGAGUCGUGCGAUGCCGAGAAUGCUGACUUCCCCGGCAUCUACACCUCCGACGGUCAAGUCAUGACCUACACCCAGCCUCCUGAGUCGCUCGGCGCCAUCACCACUGUUCCUUAUACCGCCCGCGUCCCUUCGUCCAGCAACUGCCAGACCUUCAACAGCGCCGAACUUUUCACAGGACUGCCUACGGUUGCCGCUACAGGUGCCAGUACCACGGGCGGAGCUGCUGCGACAGGUACCGCCUCUGGUGCCUCCAGCCGCGGGACGAAUAGCGCGAGCCGGUACGGGCACCGCUGA